Salvia hispanica is the source of this 1428-nucleotide messenger RNA. RefSeq names its product transcription factor MYB117-like. Gene Ontology annotation, molecular function: DNA-binding transcription factor activity, RNA polymerase II-specific; RNA polymerase II cis-regulatory region sequence-specific DNA binding. NCBI's taxonomy places the organism in Eukaryota, Viridiplantae, Streptophyta, Magnoliopsida, Lamiales, Lamiaceae. The record is from RefSeq and is a predicted model, not a curated record. Gene Ontology annotation, cellular component: nucleus. Gene Ontology annotation, biological process: regulation of DNA-templated transcription.
UUCAGUCUUCCUCGUUGGAUGUUCUUUUCUUCUGAUCAAUCAUUCUUUCUAUGAGAUCUUCAUUAACUGUAGUCUGUAUCUGAUCAGUAAUAUUUGGACUGCUCUGAUCAUUUUGGUCUUUUCUUCUUCACCAUAUAAGAUAUAUAGAGCUGAAAUUUCCAUGGAUGAAACUAGAUGUCGUGGCUCAAUCGAUGAUCCAAGAACUUGCCCUCGAGGCCACUGGAGGCCUGCAGAAGACGAAAAACUCCGACAGCUCGUCGAAAAAUAUGGCCCUCAAAAUUGGAAUUCCAUUGCUGAAAAACUCCAAGGAAGAUCAGGGAAGAGUUGCAGAUUGAGAUGGUUUAACCAACUUGAUCCAAGAAUAAAUCGGCGGCCGUUCUCGGAGGAAGAGGAAGAAAGGCUCCUUGCAGCUCAUAGAAUACAUGGAAACAAAUGGGCUUUAAUUUCAAGGCUUUUUCCUGGUAGAACUGAUAAUGCUGUUAAAAACCAUUGGCAUGUGAUUAUGGCUAGAAAGCAAAGAGAAAAAUCAAAGCUUUCUGGCAAGAUUAUUAGAGCCCAUAAUCAAGAUCAUGAUGCUAAUCCUCCCACUAAUUACAUUUUCCGGCAAAGGAAUUCAAGGCUUCAAGAGGAGUAUGGAUCCAAAAUCAGCUUUCAAAAUGGUGGGAUUAAUUUCGAAGAUUCUCAAAGCCAAAGCAAGGACAAAAUCUUCGCUUUGUCUGCCUUCUCUGGCUGGCCUAAUAGUUUGCCACCUUAUAACUCUUCUGAUCCAUGUGGAAGAAGGAAAAGAGGUUAUAAUCAUCAAAGCAAUUUCUCCAUAUUUAGCCCCUAUCAUGACUCGAUUGAGGCCAGAAUUGGUAAGACCGCGGUUUCAAACAUCUUCAAUUAUUCGUCACGUGGUGGGGAGGGGUCGUACCAAUUUGGCAAGACGCGGACGAGUGUAGAUGGUUUGCUUGAGGAGAAAUCCAUCGAGAGGAAAGAUGUCCCGUUCAUAGAUUUUCUUGGUGUGGGAAUCUCUUCUUGAUCGAUAUUUAUGUUAUGAGCUUGAUUAGGGUUUGUUGGAUCGAGGAAUUUUAUGGCGGCAAAAUCGACAUUAAUUAGGGUUACAAAAAGUUGUGUGGUUUGCAUGGAUAUGCAUUUUGGUGUGGUGUAGAUUGGAAGAUCUAAGGUAUAGGUGAUGUAUGAGUAUAACUGACUAUGAUGAGUGGGUUAGGGUUGCACACAAAAUCUUGUUAUGUUUAGCAAUGAAUUAAUUAGUGUAGUGAUAAUGGUAGGGUUUGAGUUAUGUUAGUAGUUACGACAUAUUUUGGAUGAUUUUAGAUUGUAUGAUUAUAUCAAGCCUAUGGAUCUAUGGGGUUUUGUGUAUUGUUUUCACUUGGUUUGAGUUUUAAUUAUAUUUUGAAGGACUGAGGAACUUAGUUAUACUCUCUA